Molecule: messenger RNA, 2663 nt
Organism: Frankliniella occidentalis (western flower thrips)
Lineage: Eukaryota; Metazoa; Arthropoda; Insecta; Thysanoptera; Thripidae
Gene: Agps
Product: alkyldihydroxyacetonephosphate synthase
Biological process (GO): lipid biosynthetic process
Molecular function (GO): alkylglycerone-phosphate synthase activity; FAD binding
Source: RefSeq, a predicted model, not a curated record
CCGUCUGCUCUAUCGAUCGCUCGUGCGUCCAGAGAAAAGGCGUGAAAAACGUGCAGAGCGUUAUCCCUAGGAACAGGUUGGAACUGCUCAAGUGGAAUGGCUGGGGCUACAAGGACUCCAUGUUCGAUGUAAAGGGGGACAUUCUAUACUUCACCGGGAAACGAUACCCGAUUGGCAACCAGACGCUCCCCUACUUCACCGACUGGGCUAUCAAUAAACUGGGCAUCGACGUCAAUCGCCGCAACCGCGCGCAGCCUCUGCCGAAACCGUCGGACUUCCCUAAGGCCAAAGUAGAAACAGCAUUUCUCUCAGAACUGAAGGCACUUCGUAUUUCACAUUCCAUUGCUGGUUUGGAUCGACUGGUUCGGGCUCAUGGGCAAACCCUACAUGAUGCAUUUAUUUUAAGGGAGGGGGCCUUUGAACGUAUUCCAGAUGUAGUUGUUUGGCCAGAAUGUCAUGAAGAUGUGGUGCGAAUUGUGGAAGUGGCACAAAAAUACAAUGUUGUCGUCAUACCAUUUGGAGGAGGAACAAGUGUGUCUGGAGCUGUAUCUUGCCCUAUCAAAGAACAAAGAACUAUACUAUCCCUAGACACGUCUCAAAUGAAUCGUAUACUGUGGAUAGAUCAUGGAAACCUUGUGGCAUGCUGCGAAUCGGGAAUAAUUGGACAAGACUUAGAACGAGCUCUGCAAGCACAAGGUUACACAACUGGACACGAACCUGACUCCUACGAAUUUUCAAGUUUGGGUGGUUGGGUUGCUACGCGUGCAUCUGGUAUGAAAAAGAACACAUAUGGGAACAUAGAGGAGUUAUUGGUGUCUGUAAGAUUUGUAACGCCAACUGGAGUUCUAGAAAAAAAAACUCAGGUGCCGAGAAUGUCUUGCGGGCCAGAUUUCAACCACAUUGUUUUGGGUUCUGAAGGAACUCUUGGUGUCAUUACUGAAGCCACAAUAAAAAUACGUCCUCUCCCCCCAAGCAAAAAGUAUGGCUCUAUAGUGUUCCCUGAUUUUGAGUCUGGCGUCAAAUGCUUAAGAGAGGUUGCAAGACAGAGACUUCAACCAUCUUCAAUUCGUCUUAUGGACAAUGAGCAGUUCAAAUUUGGACAAACUCUCCGCCCACCUCCAGGAUAUCUAGGAUUAAUAAUUGAUGGCCUCAAACGAAUGUACAUAACAAAAAUAAAGGGCUUUAAUGUUGAUACAAUGUGUGUAGCCACACUUGUAUUUGAAGGUCAGAAAAAAGACAUAGAACACCAUGAAAAGAAAAUAUAUGCAAUUGCAGCAAACUUUAAUGGCAUUCCAGCUGGAGAAAAAAAUGGAGAGCGGGGAUACAUGCUCACCUUUGUGAUAGCCUACAUCCGAGAUUUGGCACUUGAGUUCAAUGUUGUCGCAGAAUCAUUUGAGACCUCCGUUCCAUGGGACAGAACAAUAACAUUGUGCAAAAAUGUCAAGCAUAGAAUAGGAGAAGAAUGCAAAACUUUGGGUAUUGAUCAUUACUUCAUCUCUUGCCGUGUCACUCAAACAUAUGAUGUGGGCAGCUGUGUGUAUUUUUACUUUGGAUUUAACUGGACAAGUCUACCAGAAACAUCUGAUCCCCUCUCAGUUUAUGAAAGGCUGGAAGAGAUGGCAAGAGAUGAGAUUCUGGCAUCAGGAGGCUCACUAUCUCACCACCAUGGUGUAGGCAAGCUACGAGCAAAGUGGUUUUGUGGCCAGGUGUCUCCACUAGGAGUUCAGCUUUACAGUGCAACAAAGAAGCAGCUUGAUCCCAAAAAUAUUUUUGCCUGUGGGAAUCUUGUUCACAUACCUAGCUCUUCACUUUAAAUGAAUCGCUAUUCAAUCUCUAUCAAAUAGAAAAAAAAGUUACCUAUAAAAGUUGUUGAAAGUACCAUAGAUAUUUCUAGAACAACAUUCAAUGUUAUAUAUAAUAUUUAGAAAGCCAAGAAACUUUAAUUGUCACAGCAACUUUUCCUUUUUUAAAGGUGACACAUGUCAGUGAUACAUGUAAUAAGCAUCACACUGGUCACCUUUUCCUAGUCUUUGAAAUGCCCUGAAGUAUAACCAAUUUGCUAGCUUUUUUCAUCUCUUAAAUUGCUUUUUUCAUGAAACCCACCUUAGUUAUGAAAAUUGCACUGAAUCGAUUGUGUUAGUACAUAGUUUGUAUUGUUAUUUUGUCUUAAUUUUUAUUUGUAAUACAUUCUCUGACACUUAAUUUUGGAGAUUUGCCAACAUUUAAGACUGAAGGCCCCACAGCUCAAUGAAGGUAAUUGACAGAAACAAUUAGGAAAUACCUACCUAUGAGACUCUGUAUUAACUUGUCUCUAAAUGCAAUUUAUAAAUUUAGUAAAAAUGCUCAAACCAAAUAGUUUUGAAGUGGUGGGAUGAAAAAGUAAAGUUAGACACAAAAGUAUAUUUCCUUCCCAACAGGGAAUAAAGAUUUCCCGUUUUCUAGAAAGGUCAUUUUUUUUGACAGUUUUAUAACGAUUAGUAGUCUGGCUUUGAUAAAGAGUAUCUAUUCCUUAUGCUAGAGUACUCUGCUUAUCAAAGGAAAUUUUGAUUCUUGUCAUUUUAGUGUAUGUACUGUAUCAUUGAAUUAAUUGUGUAGCACUGGUUUUUGCUUUGUGAUCAAUCCCAACAGUCUGAAUAAAUCAAUUAAGGAUUGACAUUUAGAUA